Messenger RNA from Chilo suppressalis (striped riceborer), 5758 nucleotides. NCBI's taxonomy places the organism in Eukaryota, Metazoa, Arthropoda, Insecta, Lepidoptera, Crambidae. The record is from the annotation of a GenBank genome assembly.
UUCGUAAAAAAAUUAAUACUGGUAUAAAAUUCUUAAAACUAAAUUGCUUAAGUACUAAUUUCAAGUCACCUUUAAAAAUGGUUAAAGAUGCAUUGAAUGCCCUCAGGAAAUAUCAAAUUUUAACAUAAAAAAAACUUAAAUUGAUAGAUAUUGCAAUUUGUCACUUAAAAUAUAUAUGACAUGUAAUUAAUUCAUACGAAGUCCUUAGUAUUAAAAAAUAAUUGACUAUACAAAGGGUAACUUUUGUAAAACGUCACUUUAUAGCUGACAUAGGUAAUGCCGUUCUGUUAUUGAAAUAUAAACAAUAUGGUCUUCUUUAAAAAAUAUACUAAAAACAUAUAGUACUAUUAUUUACAGUGGCAAUACAAAAACACACUUCGUGAAUGAAUGAAUCGCCUUUAAAAUAAUCUCUACGACGCUACAGACAUUUAGGUACUACUUCAUAGAUAUUCAAGUGAAAAUCAUAAAAUUUAUAAAACAGCAAAUAAGUCAAUAGAUUUCUUUAAAAGCAUUAUUUACAAGCGUAAUGUCAUUUAUAGUCCAAAGCAAGUACCUAGAAAUACCAUGUACCAUUACACAUCUUGUCACUUGUUAUUCGUAAUCGUAUUAACUAACUUCAAUUAUCGCAAGGCUGGUGUUUUUUUUUCAAAUUAGAAUAAAAAACAGAGAUAAUAACCUACAACUAUUGAAUAUUGUGUUCUUCAAAUCUAAAACAGAAAGGAUUUAUAUUUUUAACAUAAUUACAUAUUUUAUUAUUGUCAAGAAAUUACAAAAAUUGGAAAACUAAAAACACUGUAUCAUAUAAUUAAGUUAUCAUGGUACGGGCCUGGUUUAUUCUAAUCGAUUGGAACCUUUCAGUGGUAUCCAGGGGGUCCGUACGCGGUGGAAGGUUUGUAAGAGUUGCCUUGGAACCCAUUCAGGGAACCCUUGAAGUCACUGGGAGCGUUGUAGUUGUAUCCACCUGAAAUAUCAAUAUUUGGUUAUAAGUUGAAUUGAUGUCGUUAUUGUUCGUGAAAGACUCAAGUUCAUGCAAACUAGUAGAGACAUUUAUCCCAAACGAAGGGUCAAUUAAAUCAUUAUGUUAUUUUAGACAUCGGCUAUAUUUUAUCGCGUUCAAAUAAAUUCUUCUCAGGGUUCUUAUAUAAAUUACCUUGGUGGUGGUUGUUGGUUGGUUCAGGGUAGCGUGCUUCUCCCUCAUACCUCACGUCAGCGUGGAAACCAGUCUGCCAAUCAGCGUGGUAAGUCACUGGAAACAAAAGGAUAUGAUUUUAAUACAAAGCUAGAAAAUUACCCCACUGUCAUCAAUACCCCAAGCACGAAUUUUGACAGAUCCGUAUUGGUAUCACAAACUUUGACAUACAAUAAAAAUACCUACUUUUUCGCUAGUUGCUUAUGUUGGGAACGUCUUCCCAUACGUUCUUGUCAUUCAGCCAUCUCACAACGGUCGUUAUCACAGAACACAGAAAAAGUUUAUCGCAGGCUCGCCCCCAACACACUUCCACUUUAUUGUUAAUAGAUAGUAGUCAAUCAAACGAAGCGACAACAAAAAAUCGAACUAAUCAUCGCUUACACCCGAGAGCAACGACGCAAUCAGAACCAAGUUUUGGUCAAGUUGUGAGCAUUUGCUCACAUAUAACCUUAGCGCGCCUGCCCCGCCCACGAGGCCUUUCUAACCUGUUUAUGUGUUCAGUAGUCGUUAUACAACUUACAGUUGGAUAGCUUACUAAUAACUUCUGUGGCUAUUUGAAACAAUUACUGAUAUAUCAAUGUUGUAUAAGCUAGUAACAAAAUUGUUUUGAACAGUCAUAUAUAUCGAUGGGGCAAGUAGGUAGCGCAUACGGACUGCGAUCGUGAAAUGGGUGACCAAAAAUUAAUUAUCUCAGCUCUUACGUCCUUCGAAGGCACUUCAAGCCAGAGACCAAUGGCAACGAUCCAUAGGGAAGGCCUGUGCUCCAGCAGUGGGGUCAUUUAUGCUGAUGAUAAAGCCAGCCAACCGUAAGGACAUUAAUAGUCCGAUAACAAUGACGAUUACUCACCGAUCUGCGUCCGCCCAUCAGGCAACUGCACUCGGUAUUCCCCCCGGACGACGUUCCCGUCCGACAUCUCACGGCGGUCGUAGUCGUUGCCCGACUGUGCGUCCUUCACAGAAUACCCGAACUCGUACGCCUUGGGCUGGUGACGAGGAAUAAGCAAAUAGGUUAAUACAAUUAAGGCAAAACUUCUCAAACAACGUUUGUGGAUAUUCAUGUGCAAAGGAUGGCAAACAAGGGUAUUGCCCGCCUAACGGCAAGAGGCCUCAACCUUGCGAUACAAAAAUAUCAAAUAUUAAAAAAUAUCUGACCCAAUCCCCGAGCUCGUGGAUGCGUAGGUGAAGUGAAAAGGCGUACUUAUGGCACUAACCAGAAUCGCAAUGGAAAAGUUAAAGUAAAUAUGGAGGAAUCGUAACAUAACAAAAGCCACAAUGACUAAACUCGUCUGUACGCUUGUAUUCCCCAUAUUCCUAUAUGCGUCGCGACACCUUACGUGAUAUUGAAAAAAAGAUAGACGCUCUCGAAAUAUGGUGCUGGUGAAGAAUGCUUGGUGUAUCAUGGAUGGAAUUUCGGGCAAAUACUUCAAGAGCUCGGCAUCAUCCGUCCAACAGUGACUCAUUUUUUUGUCGCACUAUCCGUAAAUGGAAUGCUCUGCCCGCUCACGUGUUCCCUCCCUCGUACAACCUGGGAUCCUUUAAAAGAGGCGUGAAGAAGCAGCAGGGUGAGGAUGGCUGGUGUGGCAGGUAGAACUGCUGUAUCAACUAUCUUCGCGUCUGGACUUCACUUUCACUUAACAUCAGGUGGGGUGGAGUCAUUUGUCGGACCUAUCUAUAUUAAAAAAAAAACAAACAGCGUCUAUCAAUACUGGUACAAUCGCGUAUUCUAAACUUCUUUGGACAUGUCUCUAGGCGAAACUAUGAAUCUGGAGAACGCCUUGUGAUACAAGGAAAAGUGGAAAGUACCAGAUCACUUGGCAGGUCACCUAUGAUAUUGACUGACCAAAUUAAAUCUGCAAUUGGAUGCCCUAUUAAUGAAUUCACCAGUUAGUCCACGAAUAGAGCUAGAUGGCGGGAAAUCGUAAGAUAAGCUUUAUAUGCCCUCUCGCCAAAUGACCCACCGUGAUCUGGUGAUCACGAAAAGGCGGUGACAGAGUGGCGGUACACUCUGAUUAAAGUGAAACAAGUGAGAAACAGAAAAGCAAAAUUUAUUGGUGGUUUCGGUAGCCCCUUCCUAUCCAAGUGGAUGAAGUAGCCGCUAUACUUCUGUUUCCAUUAUUUCCUAUGCUUCUCCCACGAAAACUUGACUGACUUUGGAAGUAAAUUCGCUAAAAUAGGCGUUCGAAAUUUGAAUUAGUUUUAUAGUAAGUAUACGCUCCUUCAGCUGCACAGCCUCUUUCGAGUCGUGUCAAAAAUCGCCAGUCAGAAGCUUCUAUCGACACGUAUUUCUAAUUUUGAACUUAUUUUAGCGCAUUUAGUAUAUACACCCCGGCAAACUUCUUGAGCAACGACCAUGAACAAGGAAGCCUGCGCGUGGCAAUUUUACAUACAAUACCGUCUACUGCGCAAUUUUAUUUGUCUGUGGUUUUGCUCAAGAAAUUUACCGCUACCUAUACCAAAGCCACCCAUAGCUUCGUCGUACAGAUGUGAGAGAAGCAAGGCUGCAAGAAAUCGCCAUACACUCGUUGAGUUCGCGAUAACAUAGCGCUUAGUGCAUCCGCCCGGAUAGCCUCCCCACGUCAUCGACUAACUAGAGCUGAGGUCCGAGUCUCAGAGACGCCCUCUAAUUGAGCCGACCCCCUCAGGUUCGAGUGGACUAGAGUCUCCAGACGGAGAGGAAACUCCUCCCGUGGGGAGAUGCCAUCCGCCUGGAAUACCUCUAGAGGCACUCAAAAAUUCUUGACUUGAGGUCACCUCAGGGUCUCGCCGACCCCAAACCCGGUAACGCUGUAAAGGUCAUCUGCGGCAAACACGAUACACACUCAACAAAAAAAACUCGGAUAGUAGAAGGCGCUAGUUAGAAUCCAACGAAACAGCUUAAAUCAAACAGUUUAAUGCUUAUAAUAAACUACAAUAAAAGCAUCUACCUUAGCUUUGAUCUGAUGAUAAGUAAUCUUAACGGAAGCCAAGUCAAUUUUUUACAUGACAAACAUAUACCGACGUCCCUGUUGUUCUAUGCUCACAAAUUAAUAUAGCAGUCGCAUAUUAUUUAGCUGAACUGUAUACCCAUAAUUGACUCUGAUUUGUUAUUUUAAUAAAUAAUUAUAUUAUCUUGACGAAAUGACAUAGAUGACCUAUGGCAUUGAAUAUAUUGUGUAAGACAAGAACGCAGAUAGAAUGGAGUUGCCUGUUCAAACUAUAAAAUCAUUAAAAAGAAAUCAAUGAAUGUCACUUAGUAUUAUACUGUAAUUUUUAUUAAGCAUUUAACUGAUGAUGUUUAAAUCUAAAGAAAAAUUUACUGGAAAAAUAUCCGCCCGCAUAGCGGAACGGGUUCGAAACCUGAACCGACUGGAUUCUUUUCUAGAAAAAAAAAUCUUUCGAUAUAAACAUCUUGCAGUUUUAUGUUCUAAAUGAAAUCAUAAUAUAUAUAAUAGACCGAUAUAAGCUAAAAUAGCUCAUCCAAUGCAACCACCAAACGUUCGACCAGCAAAAAAAAUUACUUGUUGAAAAUCUCUUAGCACUUGUCGACUCUACAGUGUUGUGAUUGUGACAUUAUUUUGUCCAUAUUGAGAACACCGAGAAUUUUCAGUUAUUUAUCGGAUGCCGAGCGGGACGGUAAACAUGAAAUGUCUGUUAAUUCUCGCCAGUUUAGGGAUUGCAAUAGCCGGUGUCAUCAAAGAAGAAUCUUGCGAUUUAAUAUUAAUCAACAACACAUAUUAUGAAAAGGAAACUAUUAAGACGGACCUGGACAGACCGUAUUUGUUAGCGGUCGACUACAGCACCAACACAUUGUACUUCAGUUACAGUAUGAAAGAAAACGAAGAUAUAUUCAAGUCGGCCCGUAUCGAACUAGAUACUAACACGUUAAGUGACAUUGACAUAGUUAAUGGCUUCGCACAAACAGUUGAUCAAGAGAACAAUGAUGUUUUCAUAGGAUCUAAUGACGGCAUUUAUAAAUAUGAUCAUGAUACCAAUCAAGUUGAGUUUAUAGGUCAAAGGGGGUCAGACAUAUGGGCGAUAUUCUUCAAAGAAGUAAUCUACUAUUCGGAAUUCCCGUCUCAGUUUUUAUACACAUUAUCUAAUGGAACUGCUGUUAGGUUCAAGGAUUUAGAAGACACUAAAGUAGACCAUUUUCUCAUUGACAACAACGAAACUAUGUUUUAUACAAAUUCAACAGGUUUAUUCAGUCAAAAGAAGGGUACUAAAGAUGCAUCUUUGAUUGAAGAAUUCCCUCAUAAUGCACCCAGGGGUAUGACGACUAAUCAAAACGGCGACGUUUAUGUAUGCCUACGAGAUGGCAUUUACGAAGUAGAUAAAUCAGAGUUAAAUUUAAAGAAAACAAUUGACGUUGAUGACUGCUUUGGAAUAGCAUUUGAUAAAAGUAACAAUAUAAUUUAUGCUGAUUGGAAAAGUCUUGUUCGACUUAAACCAAGUGAGAAUAGCUGUUAAGCAAUGCCUAAAAAAUAUCCCUUUAUUCGCUAUGAGAACUCCUAGUCAAGCGUCUUGAUAAAAUUUAUUAGGACUCGAUGAAGAAAAGUACAAAUUAUAUAAAUGUUUUGAAGAGGUUAAUUG